Molecule: messenger RNA, 1158 nt
Organism: Pelagomonas calceolata
Lineage: Eukaryota; Pelagophyceae; Pelagomonadales; Pelagomonadaceae
Source: the annotation of a GenBank genome assembly
AUGUCUUGCCAGGGCACUCCUGAGUGCUACAGGGGCGAUCAUGCUUUGCCUAGGAUACGCGACCGACCCGCGUGCGACCCCGGCGCCGUCCGCAAGCUCGAGCAGCAACAUCGCGACGGCGAGCUCGCCGCGGCCGAUUACACGCAAGCCCGCCGCGUGGCCCUCGGCCUCCCGCAAGUCGGGCCGACGGGAAGCCUAAAGCCACGCGCUUUGUACGGGCCCGCGGUGUGGCCCGAAGGCGUCACAAAAAAAGACACCGGCAGUAUACUAUUGACGGGCGCGGAGCUGAUCAUCGCCACCGAGCUACGGGUCAAGUGCCACUCGUACGAGGUUGGCGAAAGGUACCCCAUCGAGCCUUGGCUCAAGAAUAAUGGCAUCGAUUACACGGUCGCCGAGAAGAUCCAGGGUGCCAUUGGCAUGCAUCCUAGUCACAUUGAGUCGUGGCUGAGGUGGGACUCAGGGCGGGCCCCAAUCGCGCCAGACUGGAAAUCGCGCCCCAGAGUUUUAAAAGCCGACAUCACCGAAGAUGUCCGCUUCGCGUUUUACCGCGCGAUGGACGAGGCGCGCCUGGCCAUCGACGCGGGACGAGCCCCGGCUGGAGCGCUGCAGCACGCGCGAUGGUGGCGGGGUGCUUUACAUAACGGAGAGUCGUCGUUAUACAUCGAAGGCCGCGCGCCCUCGGAGCAGUUCCCGGGCCUGCCCGACGACGUCCUGCGCUGCGUCGGCGAGUUUCUCGCGCCGACGAGCCCGGUCGAUUGCAUCCGGGCCAUCGAAGACGUCAUCGAGGACUCGCAGGAGCACUGCGACGAGAACCCCCAUUAUGAUGACAUCGACGAGUUGCGCCGCCUGGAGAGCGAGGAACUAGGUGAAGUGCUCGAGGCGGUGAGUUACUACCUCAAUGGACGUCACACCAACUCAGGGUUGACCGGUCGCAACGAUUUGUGGGGCUUCUCGGGCAUCAAGGGCGAGGAGAGUCGCGUCGAAACCGCGAAGACGCUAAAGCUAGUCUCCAAGUGCUUUCGACUCGCGUUGAAGAAGAAUGUGAUUCGCCUCAACGCCCGUCUCAAGGGGUACAAAAAUCACGAGGCCAUGCUGGCGGGGAAAUACGCGCUUGCUGAGCGCGUUUGGAAGGAAGAUCCGUACCAUCAUGACUACUAG